Xyrauchen texanus (razorback sucker) is the source of this 5642-nucleotide messenger RNA. RefSeq names its product high affinity cAMP-specific and IBMX-insensitive 3',5'-cyclic phosphodiesterase 8B-like. Bases 465 to 3086 code for a protein of 873 amino acids. Gene Ontology annotation, molecular function: 3',5'-cyclic-AMP phosphodiesterase activity. The transcript has 22 exons. Gene Ontology annotation, biological process: regulation of DNA-templated transcription; signal transduction. Lineage: Eukaryota; Metazoa; Chordata; Actinopteri; Cypriniformes; Catostomidae. The record is from RefSeq and is a predicted model, not a curated record.
CUCUGAUGUCGUGAUGAGCAUACCAGUGAUCAGUCCAGCGCUAAAAUGGACCAUGGUGAGAAGCUCAGACCUAUAGGACCUUUCCCAGAGGUGAGAUCAGGGUGUCAUUCGUGGUGAUUUCCUAAAGUGUGACAUGGCACAGGCGCGCCGCGCUCACGGCUGGACAGCUGAGGUGUCAUCGAUCUGAUUUGAUCACUGAUAAAUAAAGCGACGAGAAAGGAAACAUCAUGCAUUGCGCUUGAAUUAACGGUAGCGUGAAGAUGGAAGAUCUUCUCUCCGUUUUUCCUUGACGCGAACCGACGGAACAGGAGUUGGGCGGUGGGGAGAGCUGGGCAGGGAACCCACCGGCCAAUGUACCGGUGCAACGGCGGCGUGACAGCGGCCCGGGAGCCGGGAAGUCAGAGGGACAGUACGCGGCGGAGGCGUUGAGAUCCGUUCCUCCUGGUUUUACGCAGCGAGGAACGAUGGGCUGCGCUCCCAGCAUCCACGUCUCGCAGAGCGGGGUGAUCUACUGCCGCGACUCGGACGAGUCCAACUCGCCGCACCAGACCACCACCAUCUCGCAGGGCACGGCGACCACCCUGCACGGCCUUUUUAUCAAGACCGACGCGGCGGACACCAUCCCCUCCGUCAUCGCUUACCAGAGCAGGCACAUACGGACCAACUCCCACCGGGAGCGGACAGAGAACAGCGGCGACCACAUCUGCAUUGAGGCCGAGACUCAGACCAGCAACACCAGCGUCAAGGUGUCUGCUACAGAAGAGCAUCUGGGGCCCAUGCGUCUGAGUCAGGAGCCCAUACAGGUGUUACUGGUGUUCGCUAAAGAGGACAGUCAGAGCGAUGCUUUCUGGUGGGCGUGCGAGCGGGCGGGGUUCAGGUGUAACAUCGCACGAACACCUGAAUCUGCCGUGGAGUGUUUCCUGGAUAAACACCACGAGAUCAUCAUCAUUGACGGGCGGCAUUCACGCUACUUUGAGGCCGAAGCCGUCUGCCGGAUGAUUCGAGCGACCAAGCCUUCAGACCACACAGUCCUUUUAGCAGUGGUGCCACAAACUCCCUCAGAUCAGGAAGAGCCAUCUGUUCUUCCUCUUCUCUCCGCUGGCUUCUCCAGAAUUUACGUAGAGAACAGCAGUGUGUCAGCGUGCUAUAAUGAGUUAAUCCAGUUAGAGCAUGGCGAAGUGCGUGCACAGUUCAAACUGAGGGCUUGUAACUCAGUGUUUACAGCAUUAGAACAGUGUCAGGAAGCCGUGGAGAUAAGCAGUGAAGAUCACAUCAUACAGUAUGUUAAUCCAGCAUUUGAAAAGAUGACGGGCUACCAAAGAGGAGAGCUGAUCGGGAAAGAGUUGACUGAACUGCCCAAGUGUGACAAAAACAGCGCCGACCUGCUGGACACCAUCAACACCUGCAUCAAGAAAGGAAAAGAAUGGCAGGGGAUCUAUUUCUCACGGAAGAAGUCAGGUGACAGUAUUCAGCAAUAUGUCAGAAUCACUCCUGUGAUUGGCCAAGGAGGAAAAAUUCGCCAUUUUGUGUCCAUCAAGAAGCCUUAUAGUGACAACCACAAACAGGUUCAUAAAUUCAGCCGAGAAGAGAAAGUCUGUGAACACUCCCAAUCAGAAUGCAAUUCCAUGCGUCACAAAGACCGGAGGAAAGAAUCUGUGGACGUCAGAUCCAUCAGCUCACACAGCAGUGAUGCUCCCAGUCUACAGAAUUGCAGAUAUUCUUCAAUGGCCCGUAUUCACUCCAUGACUAUUGAAGCUCCAAUCACAAAGGUGAUAAAUAUCAUAAACGCAGCACAGGAGAGCAGUCCCGUGACAGUGGUGGAAGCUCUGGAUCGUGUUUUGGAGAUCUUGAGGACCACUGAACUCUAUUCACCCCAACUGGCCUCAAAAGAGGACGACCCUCACACCAAUGACCUGGUCGGGGGACUCAUGAGUGAUGGACUCAGAAGGUUGUCUGGGAAUGAGUAUGUCUUCUCCAAAAGUGCUUUACACAAUAUGAGUCAGAGUCAGCUGGUAGUGCCUGUCCCUUUAAACGACGUCCCACCCUCAAUCGCAGAGCUGCUGAAUGAGGAAGACCACUGGGAAUUCAACAUCAUGGAGCUGGAAGCAGCCACGCACAAGAGGUCCCUCUCAUAUCUGGGUCUGAAGAUCUUCACUGCUUUUGGUGUGUGUGAGUUUCUGAACUGCACAGAGGCCACCCUGCGCUCAUGGCUACAGGUGAUCGAGGCGAAUUAUCAUGCCUCAAAUUCUUACCACAACUCAACACACGCUGCCGAUGUUCUGCAUGCCACUGCAUACUUCCUGCGCAAGGACAGAGUCAAGGGCAGUCUAGAUCAAUUGGAUGAAGUCGCAGCAUUAUUAGCAGCGACGGUUCAUGACGUUGAUCACCCAGGUCGAACCAACUCGUUCCUGUGCAAUGCAGGGAGUGAACUGGCCAUCCUGUACAACGACACAGCCGUCCUGGAGAGUCAUCACGCCGCUCUCGCAUUCCAGCUUACCGUACGAGACAGCAAGUGUAACAUAUUCAAAAACAUGGAGAGGACUCAGUUUCGAACCCUACGGCAAGCAAUAAUAGACAUGGUGUUGGCCACAGAGAUGACGCGACACUUUGAGCACGUCAACAAGUUUGUAAACAGCAUCAACAAACCCAUGAGUGCCAUUGAGGAGACAAGCUCCAAUAGUGAAGGAAGUGAUUGUGAGGGUCAGGCCAGUAUUCGCAAUUCUCCUGAAAAUCGCCUGUUAAUUAAACGGAUGCUGAUUAAAUGUGCCGAUGUGGCCAAUCCCUGCAGACCUCUUGAGCUCUGUAUCGAAUGGGCAGGACGUAUUUCGGAAGAGUACUUUGCUCAGACUGAUGAGGAGAAAAGACAAGGUUUGCCGGUUGUCAUGCCUGUGUUCGAUCGGAAUACCUGCAGCAUUCCCAAAUCCCAGAUCUCCUUUAUCGACUAUUUCAUCACAGACAUGUUUGAUGCCUGGGAUGCCUUUGCCAGUUUGCCAGGCUUGAUGGAGCACUUGACAGUCAACUACAACUACUGGAAGAACUUGGAUGAGAUGAAGUGUAAAAGCCUGCGACCUCCACCUCCACCGUGACCCUAAUGAACUCUACCAUCCUUGGCUGAAAGGUCAGAAUUAAUGCCUUGAAUGUAGCAUCUCUGCCUGACCUCAAAGAUUCCGUCCACUGAACGCAGAUCAGCAGCCCUGUUUUCCAGACGAUGCUCCACCCCUAGCGACAAUCGCCUCGGUUACAAGGGUAAAAAACAAACGAACGAGGAAUGCACUUUAACCAGUCCUCCUUCAGCAUCUUUAACUCUCUUCUAUUUUUUUUAUAUCUGUCUGUGUCCUUUUGGCUGUUUUUAACUACUAGACAAUGAUUUUUGUAAUUGCAUUGUCUGAAAGAAGAUCAUGACUGAUUUUAGUCCAGUAGAAUACAGUAUAUAUAUAUAUAUAUAUACUAUAUACACUCAACUUUGGGGUAUACAGUGGGACUAAAGACAUUUAUGCUCCGAGAGGUCUGUAACCAAACACAAACCCAUGCACAUUUAUAUAUACUUUAUAAACCGAUAUGAACUCAUGGAUCACAGAUCUGAAUGCCAAAAGGGCUUCAUUUGGAUUCUGAAACAGUUUUCCAUGAUGCCUAAAUGUUGGAUGGCUAAACCCAUUUACAAUUACCCUGCACUGAGAUGUACAGGAGACCAAGUAGUGAACCUUGCGGCACACCACAAUUUUCCUUCAGUACCAGCCCACCUGCUUCUUACUGGUUUGAUAAAAUUGGACAUGGAUGGAAUAUUUUGACUGAAUAUUGUCAACAGAAUUAAAUAUAACACAGAAUAUUUUUAGCAAAACACUGAUAUCAGACACAUACUGUACCAACAUGAAGAGUGUGUGUGUGUGUGUGUGUGUGUGUGUGUGUGUGUGUGUGUGUGUGUGUGUGUGUGUGCGUGUGUGUGUGUGUGUGUGUUUGCUUUGUGAUGAAUGUAUCGACAGACAAGACAAUUUUACACUUUUUUUGAACGUUAGAGUUAACAGUCCUAUUUCACUGUUAGUAUGGACACAACAUUCCCUAAUCAUCAAUGUUAUACUGUGUGUAAACCUUCAUUUCAGAACCUAAACUACAGCUCAGCCUCAUAAUGAGACCACCCAUACACUGACAUUUGCUCAUGUUGAUGGGUGGAUUGCACAAGUGUUAUACCAUUUUUAAGUAUUUAUUAAGGAGCACAGAUGUAUAUUCCUCUGUAAUCUCGGGUCUACUUUUACCUAGACAAUCUGUCAUAGGUUGUCUAUACUGUGUUGGUUAGAAUUAAUCUAUCAUGAAAGGUGUGUUUAUAAUCAAACACAUUGAUGAGUUUUAGGGAAAAAGAACGAUUUUCUCUAUUUGAACGAAACGUGGCUUUGUUUAGAUUUUUUCAAUCCGUCACACUGACCAGUGAGUGUUUGAAAACUGUUCAAAAACGCAAGUGUUUUUACUAAAUCUUGCUGGUAGUGUCAUUUGUUAUUUUUGCGGCUUAUCUUCUAGCACCUAAUUUUUACCGAAUACAAAAAAUGUCCUUUAAGUGAAACAGGCAUAUGGGCGCAUAUCUUAACAGUGUUGGCUCACAGACAGGCUUAGUUUGGAUUUAUUUAAUGUUUAUAUUUGGUUGCAGUUUGGCCAUCUAGUCUUUAUGUCUUGUGUACACUCGUUCUUAAAGAGCCCUUGAGCAGGAUCGUGAGAACGUCACCUUUACAUCAUAAUGACUGUUCUAGAACAUACCAGCCAAACAUCACAAAAACGGAGCGUUCUAGAAUGUUCUGAAACAUCUAAAGAGUUCUUAAGAGUUCUGGGACUGCAUCUCAAAGUUAGAUUUUUGUACUAUGGUCUUGGUCCCGAAUUGGUCUGUUCUUACCAAAAAUCAAAACACUGCCCCAGUGGCCAAAGCAAGGCCUUGUUGGCGGUAUGGGCACGUGUGAGCUCCAUUUUUUGGGUGAAAUGUCCACUGAGGGGCGCCAAAAAUGAGUUGUGAAGCGAGUUGUUUUCAGCUGUACGGGUUUUAAUACAGUAAAGAAAAGGAAAAAUGUAACCUAACCAUCAGUGGAGUAAAAAUGUAACGUUAGAGGGUUAUGCGAACACAAUUACUGCCUGGUUCAACGCAACAUGCUUCCGUACACGCCGCAGGGAAAGGUAAACAUGCUGAAGCCAAUGCAAAAAUGUCUGAUAGGAGAUGCCACUUGUCAUUGUGUUGGCAUAAUGUGGCCGAUCCUAGAUUACUGGAACUCGGAAACAACACGCCGACUUCCCGUGUGAUCAUGUUGCAGAGGCAGCUUUUUUGUUUUUACAAUGACAUUGUAAAAUACUCCAGACAGCACAGUUUUGAUGAGGCAGCUGGAGCAGCUCGCAGGGUUCUGAUUUUUCCUCUUUCCUGUCCUCUCAUCCUUCCUGAUUUUAUCUGCACCCCCCCCCCACUCACCCCCAUCUUUGUUUGAAGAGUGGAGGAGUGGAUUCAGUAUCACUCUCUAUGAAGCUUGUAUAUUAAACAGAUUUUAAAAGAAUUCUUAAUGCAUUAUGAAUUAGGGAUGCACAAUAUAUUAGUGAACGUAUUUGUAUCUGCGAGCAUUACCAAUAUUUAAAGCUGUUUUUCCGGUAAACGUACCCGAAUAUUCGUAAACAGUAAA